AACACCGCCAUCUUGUGGUUGCACCAGUGUAGUGCAGUUUAAGCGAAACAAUGGCAGCGCAGCACGGAAGGAAAUUAACACGGUCCUUUUAAACUGGACAAGUUAAACAAGCGGCAAAAGGGAACUGAAUAUCCGACGGAGGGCCAGGUAACACAACAUGACCGACUCUGGAGAUGCAGCAUGUGUUCCCGGCAGCGGCACCGGGCUGAGUUUCACAGCGGGCCGAGGACUCCCAGGCCGGGUCAGGAGUCUCUCCUCUCCCGCUCAACCUGGAAGACUGACGUCGCUCAGAACCAGGGACCUAACACUAGGGGGAGUCUUCAAAAAAACGAAGAAAACCUUUGAGCCAAACGUCCACGCUGUGAGGAAAAGCAAAGAUGAGUUAAAGGAGGAGAUCCACUCGGCUCCAAAAAAGGAGAGAAGACAGAGGGAGGAGAGGAGGAGAGAGAACAGAGGGAGGAGGAGAGAGAGGCCUCAGACGAUCCAGUCUCACUCCAUCUUUGAGCAGGGCCCUGCCGACACCGUACGCAAAACAGGUGCACAGCUUCUGCUGCUUCUUUCUUUUCCUUUUCUAAUAUCCUUUGAGCAUGCACACCAGAGGUCCGUCACAGAAGCAUUACAGGUGCACUUCCUCCCGUGUCUCUGUUCAGGCUGGCGUGGUGCUACAGACCUGCAGGACUCCACCACCUCCCCCGUGUGCAAACUUGUGAAGAAAGAGAGGAAGGACUCGGAGGAGGAGGAUGAUGAGAUACUCAAUAAACUACAGAGGGAUGAUUUCAUAGAUGACCCGGGUCUGAGGAACGAUGUCAGGCUGAAGCCCAUCCAGCUGCCUCUGUGUCACACACUGACCGCCAGCACAGCAUGUCCAGAGAACCCCCCUCCGUUCAGACCCUCGGGCCACAGCAGAACAGAGCGGCCCAAACCAGAGCAGCCGUCCGUGGUAGAGCUGCUGCAGGACCUCAGCCUGUCUGGCAGAGAGGAGCUCUUCUUCAUGCAGCUACCUGACAGUAUGCCGGGCAGAGAGUCUGCGCAGAAGGUCGACCCCUCUUUGGGAUCUUCAGCGGAGAAAGCUGCCAGUAAGGAAGGCAAGCCUGAAGACAAGAGGCCUGCACAUCUACAAGCACACGAGGCUGCGGCGAAGGAGGGCUGUCCUGUGCUCUCACAACUCCCAGAGGGGUUUCUGGGUAAACUGCAGAUCAGGAAGUCAGGAAAGGUGGAGCUGAAGCUGGGUCACAUCGUCAUGGACGUCUCUGAAGGAGCGGCAUUCUCCUUCCUGCAGCAACUGGUGUCGGUGCGUCUGUCUGACGGUCGGACCGGAGACAUGAUGGUGUUGGGAAACGUCCACCACAAGCUGGUCUUGUCUCCUGACUUCCAGGCUCUACUGAGACAAGCUGCAGCGCAGCAGCAAGGACCCUGAUCCCCUCUCACCCCGCAGAGCUCAAAGACUCUUUGUAGGAUUCCUGAUCUGAUGUUUUGUUACCACGCCAACAGAUCACUGUGGAGGAAAGGACCGAUGGUCCUCUUUAAGGCAGCUAUGUACGUUACCCUCAGUAACCUGUUUUAUCGUGUUUAUGCUUUGAUUUCUCUGAUGACCGAACACCAGCGAGAGACCCCCCAGCUCCACACCAGUGAGUGGACGUCCUGGGACAGAUCAAGGAGGACGAUCACAUCGACAGCCGACGCCCUCUUUGAACAGAGACAAAGGCCGAAAUUCCAGACUUCCGUACAACAAAACCACUGAGGAGUGCAUUUGUGACUUACAGAGGCUUUGAUAACUCAACUGUCGUACGUGUUAGUGUAUCAGUCUGACAGCGAGCUAGCUGUGCUCCUCUAUUAAUUCCCAGAGACCCGCCUCUCAGCAUGUGUGUCAUGUUAUUUGUUCAAUAGACCAAAAUGGUGCAAAGUAAAUGUACAGUCGUGGACUGAUCAACCCGUAGCUGCACUGAUGGCACCAUCCUGAUGUUGGCUCUACCAGGUACCAGGGUUUGGUCACCACGUGGUAGAACAGCGUUCUAUUUCGGUCACGGAGGAACCGUCAGAACACAAAGCAAAGCUCUGAUUAAAAAACGACUGUGUAAUGAAGAGUGCUGUUGCUAUUCUAAGCUGGAUUUUAUAUUAUGUUUCUGUUGUCCCUUGUCUGUUUUUAACAUGCUUUAUUUUAUAUUUUUGUAACCUUGUAACGGUGUUCUAUCUUGGCCAGUUCUCCCUCAAAGAGGUUGUAAUCUCAAAGAGUGUCUGGUUUAAUACAAAUUAAAAACAACAACUGAUGUACUGCUGGGAUUUGUAACCCUUUUGCAUUUAGCCAACUUAGAUAUGGCAUCUUCAGUAUUACUAUUAGAUGUUUGUCAGCCUGCAUUUUGUUACCUCAACAUCAUUUCAUUUCUCACUUCACCUUGUGAGCUUCUAAACGGUAGAUGGACUGUACUUGUAUAUCUCUUUUCUAGUCUUCUGACCACUCAAAGUGCUGUAACGCUACAUGUCGUCAUUCACCCAUUCACACUGAUGACAGGCGCUACCAUGCAAGGUGCCACCUGCCCAUCAGGACUCUCUGAUCCCUCAUACCCAUUCAUGGACCACAGGAACAGCCUGCGGGAGUAAUUUGGGGUUAAGUGUCCUGCCAGGGACACAUCGACAUGGACUAGUGGAGCUGGGAUUUGAACCGUCGAUCCUGUGAUUGAAGGACGACCCUGAACAGCAGCUGUAUUUCCAGAUGUUGUUGACCUCCAGUGGCUGAAGUUGGCACAGUAAAACAUUGAUAGAUAAGUCUUUAUAUUAACUACAUAUCUGAUUCCAAACUUCCAUCUAUUGCUGAAAUCUUUUCAUUAUAGUUUCUGGAAGUCCUUUCAGGUCAUCCAUUUUUUUUUUUAAACGUCGGUCCAGCUUUGCCGUGGAAGUACAUAAGAACCAUCUCAGUGACCUCUCAAUGGAAUCAGAUGCAAGACUGUUGAUUUGCUGGACUGCUGGUACAGUCGGUCAUGUCUGUUCAUGGCUCCAGAUCCGAUCUCCAUGCUAGAGGGGACCGUGUCUCUGGAAUCACCUACUCGCCAUCCUCUCACCCUCAACCACCUCUAGAACUCAUUUCUAUUUCAUUUGUGUGUCUUCUAUACUGAUAUCUCAUUAUGUUUAUAUGCUGUACAUUGUAAUCUUACAUCUGUUUUACUGUAUCUUAUGUGUACAGCACUUUCAAGCAUUGUUCUUUAAAGACGUAUUCUUACCAGACAGUAAAGGUACUACAGGUGUGCUCAGUGCAUGCUGUUGUCACUGACUGUUAAUAAUGCUGCAACAGAAACUUUCUCCCAGAAGAGGUGAGUGAAGCAAGACUUUCUUUUACUCUUGUGGUAUGAUAUAAAUGAAUGACGGGAUUACCAAAGAGAACAAAAAUUGUAACAUUUUACUGAAGUCCCAGUAUUUAGCAUUAAUAAGCAGUAAACUAACUUUUACUAAAAGCUUUAUAACUUACUAUAAUGUAGCAUAAGCAGAUUUAAUGAGUCCUAGUGUCUCAAUGUACAGUAUUUGUCAACAACUAUAACUUCUGUAAAAACAUUUUUCUAUAUUGUCAAUCAUGUACACAAACACAUUAACACUGUUUUUGCUUACGACUACAUUAGUGCGUUAUAAAUCAGUUGUUACAUGUUUAUGCACUGCUUAUAAAUGAUAAAAAGGGGAGUUAGUAAAUGACUUCUAAGUCUUUAUUCUUUAGUAUCUGAAGUGGUGCAGAUAAUCAUUCAAAAUUAGCGUUUAUUGAACUUCAGCAGAAUCAUAGCAGUAAAAAGUGGGACAUGGAGCCUCUAGAGAAUGUGCCGUCUGUGCGUUCUUCUUAAACUUGUGGCUUUUGUGUGUAUUUUUAAGUCAUCAUAAAAGGUCCUUUUGUAGAAAGGUGUAUGUACAUCUUUAUUCAGUAAAUACACAGUACAAA
Messenger RNA from Anarrhichthys ocellatus (wolf-eel), 3916 nucleotides. Its product is annotated as DNA-directed RNA polymerase III subunit RPC4. Gene Ontology annotation, biological process: tRNA transcription by RNA polymerase III. The record is from RefSeq and is a predicted model, not a curated record. Gene Ontology annotation, cellular component: RNA polymerase III complex. Gene Ontology annotation, molecular function: DNA binding. The coding region runs from base 158 to 1417 and encodes 419 amino acids. NCBI's taxonomy places the organism in Eukaryota, Metazoa, Chordata, Actinopteri, Perciformes, Anarhichadidae. The transcript has 8 exons.